AUGGAACGUGCAAUUUUCUCUGUUUCAGCGCCCGUAUAUGACCAGGAUACCACACAAGUUGCAGAAUACGAUGGAGGUACGUAUACCGUGACGACUUUUAUUACUCCUAAUCAAUGUACACGCACGCCACAGACGUGAGGUUAAUUGUAUCGCAGUCGAACAGACGGCACGUGCCGUUUAACGAUUCUUACACGACACUGCUUUCAAUCGAUCCUUUCGAUGAAUAUUAAGAACGUUGUGCAUUGCCUCCAUCUUCAAUGUCGUAUAUUCAUACAACUCUACAACGCACAUCCUACUCUUGUAAAGUACAGUUCUGCCCUCCUUAGUUAAAAUAUAUCGAUAAAUAUUUGAAAUUCUGAACGUAUUUUUCUCUUUUUCCUUUUGGGAAAUUUACAUUCUGUGAAUAACGAGUAACGAAGAAAAAUAAAACAACCUCCAAUUUCUGAACUUGAACGGGUUAUUUUAACUUUCGAUAUUUAAGCUUAGGCUAUUUUAACUACGGACAGAAUCGUUCAUCAAUUAUUCCCCAAACCGAACAUUCAGAUUCAUAAAAAUAAAUAUUCCUAAUAAUUUUGCUAAUUCACAGCCACGGCCGGGUGCUACUACAACUUCCAACGCUACGACGAGGGGGAUAGAAUCAUCACGAACGAACCAUGCCUGAACUGCACGUGUCACAAUCGAAUGCUGAUGUGUUAUCUGAGGGUUUGCCCCUUCACGAAGGCGAUCGGGCAAGACUGCACGGUUGAGAAACGUCCAGAUCAGUGUUGCCCUGUCAUCACUUGUCCAGAAGUGCCGGUGCAACUACUGACUUCGACUACUAAUGCGCCAGCAACUUCUGGUUCCACAGCACUUGGCUUCCACGAUAAUUAUGGAUGCAACGUCGAGAAUCGGUUCUACGCAGACGGUGCCCAAUUGCCCACCGAUCCUCAGAAUCCUUGCGAACUCUGCUACUGUAUCAGGAACAGGACUACUUGCGUCAUGCAGGAGUGUACUUUACGCGUGGCUGGAUGCAGGCCCGUCUAUCAACCGGGAAUUUGCUGUCCUGUCAAAUACAAUUGCGAAUACGACGAGGAACUAGCCACCACGGUUGAGCCAACGCCAGGACUGAUCAUGACCACCACGAUAGCUCCAGGAGAAACAUCGCAAUGUUAUCAUCAUGGGAAGGUCUACGAGGACGGCGACUUGAUCUAUUCGACCCAGCCUUGUCAGCAUUGUUAUUGUUUCCGCGGUGACAUCGCGUGCGCUGUGCAAGAUUGCGGAACACCGAUGAAAACUCACGGAAAGAAUUGCACGGCUCUGUCACCGCCGGAAGGAGAGUGUUGUCCAACUACGUACCAGUGUGGUAAGAAACUUCUUCCUUCAUUACGCUACUCAAGAGCAGCAGACAAUAUGAUGUACGCGGAACAAGUUCCAUAUGAACAAGAUGAUGGAGGACUUGUAACGUUACCCAGAGGCGAGGAACAAUCUACCGAGGGAGAGGUUUUAGAAACGACAGUUUCUACGUCAGUUACGGAAGUUGAGAAGGAAGUAUCUGAAACUACAGAGGAGUCGUUCCCAGGCUCUGACAACGUGAUUCCUCAAGACCACGUGGCCUCUACUGAGGCUCCGACCGAAGCGUCCACGGAAGAACCCAAGAAAGAAGAAGCUCCUUCGGUACAUGAAACCGCUGCUCCAGAAAUCCCAACCACUGAGAGGGAAACAAGCAUUUCAGAAGAAUAUAUUACUGAAGGCGUUCCAACCGUAACGGAAGCAUCGAGCGCAGCGCCAAAAUUGACCGAACCUCCUGAGGAAGCAACGGGUGAGGCAACGGAGGCACCAAUUGUGGAAGAAAAGGGCGAAGAAACGGCUACUACACCUGCAGAAGAAACUACUCAAGAAGUAAUUCAAACUUCAGCUCCAGAAGAAAUACCGGAAUCUUCACCAAAAGUAGAAGUUACAUCAGAGGAGGUAACUACAGUGAGAGAAGAAGAAAAACCUGAGGUGAGUACUGAACAAACAAUGCCAGAAGAAACACAAACUGAAGUGCCUGAGGAGAAACAACCAGAAUUACCAAGUGGUGAAAAGAAAGAGGAAGAGAAACCAACGGAAGAGAGCGUGACUGAAGAAAUAAUACUGAAAGAGGAGCAUCCAGUCGAAAAAACUGAGAUACCUACACAAGCACCGGAAGUUCCAACUGAAGAAAAGGAAGUAUCUCCGGUUCCUGAAGCAGAAGUAACAACGGCUAAGACUUUGGACGAAGAAGAAGCAACAGAAGCAACCGAAACUGAAACUCCAGACCAGAGACUGUCGACAGAGACACCUACUGAAACGAAACCAGAAGAAGCUGCAACACCUGAGAUAGAAGUAACUACCGAGAAACCUGUCAAAGAGGUUCCAAGCACCGAACAAAUCCCUGAAAAAGUUCCUGAAGAAGAAAAAGAAAGGCCAAUGGAAGUAAGUACGGAACGACAACCUACAGAAGCGUCAUCAAUUCCAUCAGAAUAUGGUGUAGGAGAAAUAACAGAAAGUGCAGUGGAACAGAAGACAGAACUGCCAGUACACGAACCUAGCUUGGCUCCCAAAAAAGAAGACAUGAUUCCUCCUCAAUUACCAGAAACUAGCGAGCAACCAACUGCGACAAGCGAAUAUCCCUUGGAAGAAGAAACACCUGAAAUUCCGGAACACGGUCCACCAGGUAUCUCGAUUACCGAUCGUGCACCAGAAAGUAAAGCAGAGGAUAAAGAAGCAAUAACUGAAAUUCAAAUCACAGAAGGUUACGUUGAUAUGAAGCCACCAGAAUCCACUGUACCGAGCAGUCUUGUAACUGAAGCACCUGAGCAAAAGACUUCGUCCACGUAUUUGCCUCCUGUUCAAGAAACAACGAUUGCUCCUAAGCAUGAAACGGUACCUACGGAAGAAGGAACUACCAUGCAGGCGCAGUUGCUGGAGGAAACCUUGUCCACUUCGAUUGCACCAGAAAAGGCUGAAGAAGGCGCUCCCUCGGUUACAGAAACUGGUGAAAUUCCAGGUGAAGAGAAAGAGAUAACAGAAGCUGCUCCUAGAGGUACUGAACCUAGUCCUGUAACAGAAAUUUCAACGUCAACAUCGAAAGCUCCGCAGGAAGUAUCUCAAGAGACUGAACAACCUACCUUACCAGAGGAACAGAGUACUGAAAUAUCAUCGUCUGAAGUUUCACCAACAAAAGAAACUUCAGAGGAACAAGAGUUGCCAACAAAAGGAUUGACUAUCGGAGAAUCUGGAGAAACUUCGUCCGAAGAAGUGAACGAUUCCAGCGAAGAAGCGAAAGAAAAACCUGAAGAAUAUCCACCUGAGGCAACAACUCCAAGUCCAACUGAGGUACCUGUAACAGAAAAACACCAAACUGAACAACCAUCUGGCCAGGAACAAACCAUAGAAUCCGAGAAGGCAAGUACGGAAGGUAUUCAAGAGACGUCUUCGACAGAAGUCCCACGCGUUGAAGUACCCGCUACGGAGAUCAGUGCAAUUCCAGAAGAAAAACCUACUACAGAGCAAAAAGAACAAGGUACUGUGGCGCCAGAAGAAGCUCUGCCAAGCGAAAAGCCUAGUGUCAGUUCCGAAGCACCUAAAGAACAGGCUACUGAAAAACCAAUUGUUGAAGAGGAAGCUCCAGUCACUGAGGGAAUUGAGGGUGAAAAAAUAGGCACGACUGUCAGCAAAGAUGAGCAACCUGAAACAAGCGAGAAACCUAUGGUUGAAGAAAUACCGGAAGAAGCAACUACUCCAGGAAUAGAAGGUUCACCAACAACUCAGGAAACGAUAGAGGCUGAAAAACCAACUGAAGGCACUUUAACAGUUGAAAUUCAUCCAACAGUGGGAUCAGAGGAAGAACAGAAAACAGAAGCACCAGAAACAAAAACAGCUAGUGAACAACCAGCUCUUGAACAGACUGAAGCACCGGUAACCAAAGAAGAAACAUCGACCGAAGGAAUGCAAGAAGAACAAAAGACGGAGCAGCCAGUGAAGGAAGAAGGUCCAACUGAAGGACCACUGACUUCAUCUCCAUCUCCAUCGACAGAACAAGCUGUUACUGAAGGAUUAGAAAAGGAAGAAACACGUGCUCCUACUGAGCAACACGUGCCAACUAAACCGCCAAUUAGUGAACGCAAAGAGGAUGACCUGAGUGCAGAAAGGCCACCUGAGAUAGAAGAAGGCGUUCAGAAGCCAUCUCCUCUUGAUGAAGAGAAGCCAACUGAAAAGCCUAAACCAGAAGAAGAAGAAAAAACGAUAGAAGAAGAGAAAACUAAAGGACCUCUUGAGGAAGGAAAGCCUACUGAAGAACCUUCGGAAGAACAAAAACCAACUGAAGUAUCUACUGAAGAACAGAAGCCAACUGAGAUACCUACUGAAAGUGAACAACCAACUGAAGAGCAGAAACCAACUGAAGAACCCGUUGAGAAAGAACAACCUGGUAAAGAACAAAAACCAACUGAAAAACCUAAAGAAGAAGAACAGCCAACUGAAGAACCUAAAGAAGAAGAACAGCCAACUGAAGAACCUAAAGAAGGACAGCCAACUGAAGAACCUAAGGAAGAAGAACAGCCAACUGAAGAACAAAAACCAGUUACAGAGGUACCUACUGAAGAAGGAAAACCAAGUGAAGCACCUGUAGAAGAACAGGAAGCUACGGAACAACCUGUUGAGGGAGGAAUACCUUCUGAAGAGGGACAGCAAACAGAAAGACCUAUCCAAAAAGAGGAACCAAUUACAAUAUCUAUGGAACAGACACCAACUGAGCAACCAAUAGAAAAAGAAAGACCAACUGAAGGACCUGCUGAAGAAGAAAAGCCAACUGAAGGACCUGCUGAAGAAGAAAAGCCAACUGAAGGACCUGUUGAGGAAAAACCAACUGAAAAAACUAUAGAAGAGAUGCCAAGUGAAGUCACGCCUUCUGAAGAAACUAUUCCAGUAGGAGUUCCAACAGAAGGUCCUGCAACCGAAGAAAAACCUUCUGAAACUUCUGAAGCAGUACCUACAGAACUUCCUAAAGAGGUACCCGAAGCAUCGACAGAACUUCCAAAAGAAAUUCUGCCCACAGAAAAGGCACAAACAGAAGGUGAUGCGUUACAAGAAAAAACAACAGAAACUCCCAUUAUCCACAAAGAACCUUCUACGGAACCUUCUACAGAAACUCCCAUUAUCCACAAAGAACUUUCUACGGAACCUUCUACAGAACCGACUAAACAAACUCCAACGCAACCUGUCGAAGAAGGAAGCACUCAACAACCAGAACUACCAGCUGAAGCGUCAACGGCAGCUGUUCCAAGUGAAACAACCGAACAAGAAGUUAAAGUUCCCGAGGAAGGUAUGAUGGCUGAAACACCUGAAGUGUCAUCGACUGAACCUACAAUUUCGAAAACAACACUUUCUGCACUUCCUGCAGAAACAAAAUUACCAGAAGGAGAAGAGAAAAUAUCUACUUCCGAACAAAUUCAAACUGGUGCUCCAUCAAAGGAAGAGGCAACAACGCAAGCUCCUCAAGAGAAGGAAACAGAGGCUCCGAUUACGGAAGAGAAGAUUCCAGAAACGUCAACUCCAACAUCUAAAGAGGAAGAAAUUCCAGAAACUACAUCCUAUGCAGAAACAUCACCGACUGAACAAGUGGUUGAGCAAUCCACACAGGCUGGAGAUUUAUCUACACAUGGUCCUUAUCUGCCACCAACAAUUCCAGGAGAAGGCAAUUGCCUCGUCGAAGGACAAUCUUACAGUAAUAACUCUGCCGUUCCUCCUGCCAAUCCUUGUCAACUUCGAUGUCGUUGCAUUAGUAGUAUCAUUCAGUGCGAUCUGGUUCAAUGUCCACCGCCUCCCAAUCAUUUAUCAAACUGUAUGCCAAUUCAUACUAGCAAAGAUGCUUGCUGUCCGAUGUACACUUGCGACUCGACGCCUACAGCAGUAUUGGAGUCUGAUAAUCACAUGAUCGAACACAAAACACCUAAAUACGAAGAAGAACAGAAGACUGUAUCACCUGCAGUCACCGAAGUUCCAAUAAAGGAAGGCACCACGGAAGCUGUCAAAGAAGUUUCGAUUACAGUGGCACCAGAAACACACGCACCUGGCAAAGAAACGAGCGAAAAGAUACCCACAACCAGUUUACCCGAAGGAAUGCAAACGACACCAAAAUCUGCCGAACCUGAGCACGUACAAACAACCAUUGGAGAAGCUGCCAAAGAACCUGAAGAACACACACUUAGUCCAGUACCUCCGCAGGUAGAAUCUUCUAGUCAAAUACCUUCAGAAGAAACUUCGCCAGAAAUACCAAUCAUUUCCACAAAGCUCCCAGAAGAAAAAGAAGAACAGGUAACGAAAAUACCAUCUACUGAACAGCCGAUUCCUGAAGGACAGGUUCCUGAAGAGCAAGCCUCAAGUCCUGCUGCGGGUGAAGAACAGACGACAGAAGGAGUUCAAGAAGAACAAACUUCUGUUGGAACUGAAAAAGAAACUCCUACUACAAUGAAGCCAUCGGCUGAACAAUCAUCCGUUCCACCUACUGAAGAAGAACAAAAACCUACAGAAGGUGAAGAACAAAUAACUGUCUCUUCUGCUAUUCCAGAAGAAGAUAUAAGCAAAGAGCCUGAACUUCCAAGCUCUUCCAUAGUACCAGAAGUUACAGCGUCAGAAGAGGCUGAAACUCAAGGACCACUAGAAGAAGAAAUUACUUUAAGUCCAGAAUCGGUGACACAGCCUGGAGAAGAAGAGAAAGUGAAAGAACCUAAGCCAUCUGAAGAAGAACAGUCUGCUCAACCUGAACAGCCCACUACAGAAAGUGAACUACAGACUGUUCAACCUGGUGAAGCAGAGUCUGAAAAACCAUCCAUACCAUCCGUUGAAGUAUCAACACCAGAAGAAGGUCUAGCAGGUGAAGGACAAGAAGCAACUCCUGUCGAACAGGAAACUCUUAAACCAAGUGAAGGUGAAGUACCUGUAACAACAGAAAUGGAAAUAUCCACAGAAGAAGCGCCUGGUUUGACUAAAGAAAGACCAAGUAGCACUGAAAUAUCUGAAGAAGAAGCGACAGUGUCAUCAGUUGAGGGUAUAGAAACUCCACAGGAACCAGAAACUGUUCCAAAGAAACCAGAGACUAUUCCAGAGAAAGAACAUGCCGUGCCAGAAGAAACUGAACAGCCCUUGAUACCUACUACUGCAGAAACCAAAGAAACAGUCACAACUGAAAGUGCUGUUAGCACGGCUGUUGAAGAGCAUACUGAAGCUCCUGAAGAACAACCUGAGAAGGUAUCUGAGGGACAAAUACCAAGUUCUACCGAAACUGCUGAGAUAAGCACUGAGCAACCAUCGAAAUCUACCGAGACAAAAGAAACGACUGAAAAAGAGGCAGUCACUGAAGAACAACCGGUUACUGGUAAAACAAGACCCGAAGAAGAAGCUACAUCGUCUAUACCAGAAGAACAACAACCUGAAGUAACACUAGCAAUGGAACAACAAACUCCAGAGUCUGUCUUACCUGCUAAAGAGGAAACUACGCCAUCUUCGGAAGUUCCUGUGUCCCAAGAAGUUAGUACAGAAGGAAUCAUUGAAGCUAGUACCACGAGCGCAGCUCCUGAAUCAACUUCGCCGCAGGAACAAACCGAACAGCCUGCAACAGAAAAGGGAAUUGAAACAUCAGCAACUGAAGAAGCUGUCACAGAAGGAAUUAAGGAACAACCUAUUCAACCAGAGGAGCAACCGACUACUGAAAAAUCUCUUGGUGAAACUGUAGCACCAGCUGAGAUUCCAGAACAGGCAACAGAAAAAGAAGAGCAAGUGACUGAAUCUGUAAUAUCUGAGAAAGAAACUGCAGUGCCAGUAGUACCUAUGGAGGAACAGAAACCUGAAGAAGAAACUGAGAAACCGACUGUAAAAGAUGUGACACCUGCAGAGACAACUGCGAUGCCUGAAGAAGGUGAAGAAGCUACACCUACGAGCGAAGAACAACCUAGUGAAACACCAUCCCCAACUGUAAAAGAAAGUUCCACGUCAGCACCAGAAGAAGUUCCAGUUUCACCAGAAGAGCCAAUAAAAGAGGAGGAACCUGUAACAGAGGGUAAAAUUGUAACUACGCCAAGCGAAGUAAGUCCAACUCCCGAGGAACAACCUUCUGUGACGGAAAAGAAACCAGAAGAAGCGCCAGAAAUAACGCAACAGACUGAAGCACCAUCUAUGGGAGAAGAAACAAUCAAACCAGUGGAAGAAAAACAGGUACCAACUGAAGGGCAAAUAACUCCGGAAGAGACUGGUUCUACUGAAAUGCCAGAGAAAGGAACGACUCAACAAACACCAGAACAAGGAUUAUCUGAGGAACCAGAGAAAGCACUUCCAACUGAGGGACCUGUACAAGCUACUGAAAUUCCUGAAAAGACAGCACCUUCUACAGAAAUUCCAGAAAUUCCUGAAAAGACAGAACCUUCUACAGAAAUUCCUGAAAAGACAGCGCCUUCUACAGAAAUUCCAGAAAUUCUUGAAAAGACAGCACCUUCUACAGAAAUUCCAGAAAUUCCUUCUGAGAUACCAGAGAAGACAGCUACGACUGAAGCAUCUGAGAAAGAAUAUUCGACCGAAGCUCCUGUAAAAGUAACCCCUGCAGGAGAGAUUCCAGAAGAAAAAGUUCCGGACAAAGAACUUGCAAGUGAACUACCAGGUGAAGCAGUUACUACUGAAGCAGCAGAGAAGGAACUUCCUAGUGAAACAACAGAGAAAGAACCGGAAGAACAAACUACAGGAGUACCUGUGCAAACUGUUCCUGAACCUGCUGAAGUGACAGAAAAAGUUCUUUCAGAAGAAGAGGAGCCUGGUAAAACAACAGAAAAGACUCUUCCUGAAGAGGAGAAACCUAGUGAAGUAACUGAAAAGGUUCCCGAAGGAGAAAAGCCAGUCGAAAUUGAACAACAGCAAACGAUGGAACCCGAGAAAGAAGUUCCUCAAACUACGGAAGGCAUUUCGUUCAAGGAGCAAUUCCCUGAACAAGCACCAAACACGACUGAAGCUCCUCAAAUUGAAGAAAAGACGACUAAACUUCCAACCACUGAAUUAGAAUUAACGCAACCAACUACAUCAGCAGUUGAAAUCGAAGCAACGUCUCCCCAAAAAGAAGAACCUUCAACUGAAGCUACAGAAGCUCCAGCUGUGCCUGAAGUGUCCGAAGCUACAACAAAGGCAGCUGAAACGAGCCAACCAUCAGAAGAAACACAAGUGACGGAAGCACAACCUAUUGCAACAGAAGCACAUCCUGGUGUAACGGAAGCACAGCCUGGCAUUCCAGAAACUCAACCUUCUACUGAACCAGCAAUCGAAACUUCAACGGAGCGCGAAACAGAAGAACAGACUCCAGAAACUGAAAAGACAUCCGAGAAAGAGCAUAUAGCUCCAACCGAAGAGCCUCAAAAAACACUUCCUGAAGAGCACAAAGAAGAAGAAAAAACUUCGAUAAAGCCCGAAGAAGGGCAACAGGCAACCGAGGUGCCUUUCGAAGAACCCAUCACGAAAACUCACGCACUUCCAACGGAACCAUCUCUACUUGAAUCAACCGAAGAAGAACAAGAAGAAGAGAUGGAAGAACACAGUGGAUUGCCAGAAGGUCCUUCGUCGACCGAAAAAGAAGAACCAUCCGAAGGCCAACUGCCAACUGGAGUCGACGAACAUCUUCCACCGGCGACCGUGCAACCAACUAUUUAUGAACAGCCUUCGAGCACUCCAGCUGCGCAAGUUCCUGAAUAUCCGGAUCAAUCAGUGACUGGAGAAGACAAUCCACACUUCCCUACACACGGUGGUAGCUACUUGAAUCCUGACGAAGACUACGACGAAGAUGAUCAAGCAAUUUACGGACCGGGCACUUGUCGAUAUGGCGGCAAGGUUUACGUAUCGGCGCAACAAAUCCCAAGAGACGACCCGUGCGACUUUUGCUUCUGCUUCAGAAGCGAUAUCAUUUGCUUGCAACAGAGCUGUCCACCACCGAUCCCAGGUUGCCACGAGGAACCGAUCAGUGGAUUCUGUUGCCCGAGAUACGAGUGUCCUGUAUCAAUGGCCACGUCGCUUAACAUCACCACCACGACGACGACGACGACGACAACGUUGCCACCGCAUUUCCACGCUCACGCCUACAAGGGAGCCGCGAAACGAAGCGGCUGUCAAAUCCGCGGACAAGCGUACCGUGUCGGAGAAGUGAUUAGGUCCGCGUCUGGACCUUGCCUUCAGUGCACUUGCGGUGGCGACGGCAAUAUGAAGUGUGAUCCACGAGUGUGUAGCCCGGAGCCGAUGCUGAGGCAAAUGAUCGCGGCAGCCACGGCCAGAAGGAGGAGAUGAGCCGGUCAAUACGAUCCCGGGGAUCCAUCGAACAAGCGUAUACACAAGGAAGUCUAGAGAGUAGGAUCAGUGUUGUAUAAAAGUGAAUUAAAAUUAUUCUAAACUAUCGAAAUGUCGCGGGAACACAGACUAUAAUGUGCUUCGGCGAUUAUGAACUGAGUGGCCAAAACCGUAAACGUUUAUACUAUAAUAUUAUAUUAUAUUAUAUAAUGAGAAGAAAGAAAAGAGAGAGAGAGAAUGAGAUAGAGAUAGGAAUAGAGAGAGAGAAUGAAAGAGAGAGAGAG
Messenger RNA from Heterotrigona itama, 10595 nucleotides. Lineage: Eukaryota; Metazoa; Arthropoda; Insecta; Hymenoptera; Apidae. The record is from the annotation of a GenBank genome assembly.